This is a messenger RNA of Cajanus cajan (pigeon pea), 1038 nucleotides long. RefSeq names its product DUF1677 family protein (DUF1677). The record is from RefSeq and is a predicted model, not a curated record. Lineage: Eukaryota; Viridiplantae; Streptophyta; Magnoliopsida; Fabales; Fabaceae.
UAUUCUAAAUAAACAAAAUACUAAUAUAUAAGUUAUUAUGUGGCACAGUUUUCUAACAUUAGUUUAUUAGCAUAGGACAACAUAAAUCUGUGUUGACUCACUGCCUCUCCCUAUAUUAUUACUUGCAAGGGAGAAAGAGAGAGAGUUGGGUGAUAGAAUUGAAUUGAUCUUGCAAAGUUGAGGGUUAGAGAUGGCAAUUUCGGGGUCAGAGACUCAGAGUUCCUCAGUGAAAAGCGUGGCACAGGUUGAAGUUGAGUGUGUGAAAUGCGACUCGUGUGGUUUCACAGAAGAGUGCACCCCUGCAUACAUCUCAAGGGUGCGUCAGAGGUACCAGGGUCGAUGGCUAUGCGGUCUUUGUGUGGAGGCUGUGCAACACGAGGUGGUGAGAUCAGAUAGUGUCAUCUCCACGGAAGAAGCUCUGGACCGCCACAUCAGUUUCUGCAGAGAGUUCAGAUCAUCAACGGUUCUAAAUAAAACAGAGCACCCCAUCUUCGUCAUGGGGCGCGUUCUCCGGAGGAGCUUGGAUUCUCCCCGGCCUCUCCGGUCCAACUCCAGUGGGGCGCUUCCCUCCGUCGAUGGAGUUCGCGCCCCACACUUGAUUCGAUCGGAGAGUUGCUUCUCCACCAUCUCCGGUUAAAUUAAAGGUCUAUUUGUUUUGUUUUUGACUCUUGCAGUUGCAGGUAAAGCAUGAAGCAUAGAAAGUAGAACUCUCUGUGAGUAUGUUUUUCUAUGAUUGUGAGAGGUGUUAGAAAUCUAUAACAAAGGCUCUCUAACAUUUGCCCUUUCGGUUUAGAUUGAUUGAGGGAAUUGAUCCUUGUGCUCAUAGUGUUAGAAAUUUGAUGAGGCCUGGGCCUACUAGGCCUACUGAUGAUGACUUCAGUACUAGCUCCUUUUUCUAUGAUCUUCAAUGUAUAUAGAGACUCAUUAUCAAAUUCUAAAAUUUACUUCUUCUAAUUUCUUUAUCUUUCUUGUAUCUUCUGGGAAGAUAAAGAAUAUGCCUAUUUCCUGACCAUAAAACUUCCUGAAUAUUCCAGCUGA